UCACGAGGGCCGGCCCGGCGUGUCAAGGAGGCGGCGUCCGCCUCAGCUCCAGCCCACAGGCCCGGGCGGGGGAAGGGCCUGGCCGGUGACGCUCGCCCCGGCCCCGCUUGAAAGGCGCCCUUCGGGGGACGACGGCCGGGCAUGAGGCCGGGGAGCCGCACUCGGAGCCGGGCUGAGGUCAUAAGACAAACGAACUGACAACCUUCUCAAGAAAGCAGGACCAUCCGAGAAACACCUGCACAGAAUCGCUGCAAUUUUGGGUGGAGUUUCUGUCCAGCAACAGGGUUUUGCAAUUGCCAUCCUUUUCAUUGGAAAACAGUUCCUGGUAGAAGAACCAGUAGGGCGAACGUGCUUUAAACCGAAUCUUUGCAGGAUUGUUCAAAAGGUUGGGUGGUUGAAAAUAUAUUGAUUUGUCCCAGAGGCAGAUUCAAGCUUUUGACGGAAAGUUCCAUCAUGGCGAAAGAAAUGAAAGACCUUCAGAAACGCUGGCUCUCCAUGAUGGAGGCCAUAAAUAGCAAUUCACACGUUGUUGCUUUCAUGAAUUCCCGUCUCGGCCAGUACUUGGACCGUCAUCCAUUCGUCGCCUUUUCCCUGCUGGUCUUCAUGGCUGUGUCCGCGGUGCCUGUUGCGUUCUUCCUGAUGUUUGCCAUUACCACAAGUGUCAUUGCCUGCAUUGGCAUGAUCAUCGUAGAAGGUUUUGUAAUGUCACUAGGAGGCGUGACCCUGCUUUGCGUGCUUGUUGGACUGGGUUUGAUUUCUCUGGCGGUUUCUGUUGUGCUGAGUGUUAGCUAUAUGGCGCUUACAACCGUGGUGAAGUACUGGUCUGCUCCAAGGUAAGUAUUGGUGGGCGUUCUUGAAACCAUCUGUAUCUGAGUGUUUGGUAGCGGUUUCGAGUUUGCUUCAUUUGUUCAUCGUGUAAUUCAUUCAAGAGAAAGGCAGGUGUCUGGGGCAUACUUUAAAUUUACUUUAAGAACAUUUAAACAUACUUUAAGAACAUUUCUUCACGCAACGCGUGGUUGGUGUUUGGAAUAUGCUGCCACAGGAGGUGGUGAUG
This is a messenger RNA of Sphaerodactylus townsendi, 1054 nucleotides long. RefSeq names its product lipid droplet assembly factor 1 (gene LDAF1). Bases 454 to 837 code for a protein of 127 amino acids. The record is from RefSeq and is a predicted model, not a curated record. The transcript is spliced from 5 exons. NCBI's taxonomy places the organism in Eukaryota, Metazoa, Chordata, Lepidosauria, Squamata, Sphaerodactylidae.